Aspergillus fischeri NRRL 181 is the source of this 1215-nucleotide messenger RNA. RefSeq names its product fungal specific transcription factor domain-containing protein. The transcript has 3 exons. Gene Ontology annotation, biological process: DNA-templated transcription. Lineage: Eukaryota; Fungi; Ascomycota; Eurotiomycetes; Eurotiales; Aspergillaceae. Gene Ontology annotation, molecular function: zinc ion binding; DNA binding. The record is from RefSeq and is a predicted model, not a curated record. The coding region runs from base 1 to 1215 and encodes 404 amino acids.
AUGACCUCAAGGAUCUUUGAGGUUUUACAGGCAUUUGUCAUUUUUCUGACAGCUCAAUAUCGGGAAGACGAUAUAGGCAAAGUGUGGCCCUUGACGGGUCUUGCCAUUCGCAUGGCCACUAUUCAAGGCCUCCACCGUGACCCGUUGGCACUACCACUGGGAACGAUUGACAUAGUGCAAGUCGAGCUGCGCCGCCGACUAUGGACACAGAUCUGUCACCUAGAUUUUCGAGCUGCGGAGGGACAUGGGUUUGCUCCUUCAAUCCACGAGUCUGAUUUUGAUACUCGUCUCCCUCUCAAUGUGGACGAUGUUGAUCUAAUAGAAAGAGUGGCGCCCUCUACCAAACUCUUAGAUGCCCCUAAAUUCACAGACAUGACCAUCUAUCUGCUUCGGGUCACAGCCGCCCAAUGUUACGGCCGCAUUAUCCAGAUCACACAUGCAUCGCGAAAGAGAAUGCGUGCCGGUUCCCAGGGAGAUCUGGCAGAAGAGCAAGACUUGUCUGAACUUCAAACCCUGUUAAAAACCGCCGAGGCCAUGGCAGCUGAGCUGGAGAAGGCGCUGGAUAAUCUUGUCCAAUACUGCGACAAGAGAGUGAGCUUGCAAUCAAUGGCCUUACAGCUCAGGACUCAUCUAAAGUCCAAAUUCUGGGUCAUAUUCUGGAUCCAGAUUUCUCGCCAGGACCGUGAGAAGAUCAUCAGCCCGGCCAUGCGAAGGAGUAUAUUCAUGGAUGCCGCCACAACCGUAGAGAACUGGUGUACAAUCGCCUCAAGCAAAGAUUGUGAACCCUUCCAAUGGCAUAUUUCCUCACAUGCCGGCUUCUACCCUAUCCUUUACGUCCUUUCUGAGGUUCGUAGCCCUGUAUUUCAAACCCCGGAGUGGGCCGAUCUUCGACAGAGGGGUCUGCAGGUCGCAAACGCAAUCCAUGAAAUCCGCGGCCAGCACACCACCGGGGCAUGGCCAGCCAUUAUCUGGUUGAUUGAGCGAAUUCGAUCCCGGAGCCUGGGUCUCACCGAGGACAAUCGAACAGUCGAUCCCACCCCAGGGCCACAGGACAAUCCGAUGUUGUCGGGAUCAGGGUCGGAUAGCAUGGGUUUUAUGGGAGUUGAAUUAGACGCCGCGAACUUUCUGGGAUUCACGCAUCUGCAGGACUUUGACUUUCCUGACCUUGCGGGGUUUGACCCGAUGUCGUUUUCUUGUCCUUCGCAGACGAGCUGA